AUGACAAGUUUUCUUCUAACAGCAGAUAUUACAGAGAGUAUCUCACUCCCGUCCGUUCCGGUCAGCAAUGAGAGGUCAAGGUUAAUGAUUGAGUCUUACAAGAAUGAUACAUGGUCCAAUAAUGACAUAGGCAAUCAAUCAAUGGUGGUGGUAAGUAAACCGUUGCUCUUUCAAAUUUGCAUGAUUGAAGACGUUUCUAGAUCGAAGCUGAGUCAAUUGGAUGAUAUUAAUAGUCGACUUGAUCCGAAGAAUCAAAGAGUUGACCGAUUGAAUGCUUCAAGAAAUGUACCGGGGCAAAAUGCACAGAAUCGCAAUUCCGACACUCAUCUCGUUACCGCUAUAGACAUUGACUCUGACAUGCCAAUGAAUACAUCGCAGGUUAGCCCUGAACAGCAUGUAUUCAAAUUAACCAUUCAAGACAAAGCUGGAUGUAUGUUCUAUGCCGUCAAUUUGUCGCCUUUAAACUUUUUGAAAAAUGAUGGUGUCUCUUGUAUGCUGGGAUCUAAAGCAGUAAUUCUUCCGGGGGCUUUAUUUAAUAGAGGAGUUUUUCUGCUUCAAGAAACCACGGUCACUUUUAUGGGCGGAAUGAUCAAGUCAUGGAACGAUGGGCGAGAUCACAAGUUGUGCCAAUACAUCGAAGCUAAACUCGAAGACCAGAUUCCACCGAGUUCACGAAAGCGCAAAGUUCCUAGCACUUAG
Messenger RNA from Lachancea fermentati, 699 nucleotides. Lineage: Eukaryota; Fungi; Ascomycota; Saccharomycetes; Saccharomycetales; Saccharomycetaceae. The record is from the annotation of a GenBank genome assembly.